AUGACCGCCGAUGAUUUGAGUGCGCCGGGCAAGAGAAAGAGAGCCGAAAUUGGGGCAGAGAAAAGAAAUGUACACAAAGCUGUAACUUGCUUGAUUGAGAGAAAAUCAAUCCCAAACUUGCGUGAAGCAGAUAAAAAGGCUGUCACAUUAGCUUUCGUGCGGAGAAAAAGUUCGGAUCGGUUCUCCGAUGUGCUCCAAAAGGGCGGGUGGAGCUCCGAGGAGGUGUCGGAGGCCCUAGGGCUCAAUUCUCGGCGGGAGAAGGCGAAGAAACCCUUGAUAAAGCCGUUGCCGGAGCUGGCUGAGUCGGUGGACUGGUAG
This is a messenger RNA of Striga asiatica, 318 nucleotides long. NCBI's taxonomy places the organism in Eukaryota, Viridiplantae, Streptophyta, Magnoliopsida, Lamiales, Orobanchaceae. The record is from the annotation of a GenBank genome assembly.